UCGGUCGAGAGUGCGGUGUCAACGGUAUAUAGUACGCGCGCGUUCGCUGCUGCAGUUUCGUGUACGGCGCGGAGUCACGUCGAACACGGUCGCCGUCGUCGUCGCCGCGAACAGGGUUACCGGGUCAACCGUACAUACCGCGUCGGUAACACGACAAUAUUAUAUUAAUAUUAUGUGCAAGCGGCGUUAGGGUGAUAUGCGUCUCGAGCGGGUAUUGUGUGUACCGCGUAAAGUCGUUGCGACGUGAUCCGCGAGAACUGCUGCAGUGCACUCGACACGUAUGACGUAGACUCUCUCGUCGUCUCGUUCCCGGUACUUACACGAUCAAUCGUGUCUUGACCGCCGCACGGGCCAACAGACAGUAUAGUCCUGCUGCAGCUGCUGUCCUCUCUUACCUCGCAUCGGCCCGAAAGUCCCGCGUCGGCGAUAUGAUUUCGAACGCGGACGUACGGCAUCGUCUUAUUGUUCAUACGGCCAGUUUAAAGAUACUCGAGUGAUGAAGGUCGAAAACAGCGAUGUGCCCACCAUAUUCAACCCGCGGAAGCCUAGACUUUCGCAAAGUAACGCCGUGCUCACGUCAGACCACAGGCCUUAUGGUCCUUUCUCGCAUGUGCUGUCUAGAAGUGAAUCUCUGUGUCAGCCCGAAGAUGUGGAACAGGUCGAACAGUGCCAGCGGAGGCAGUUGGGUGUGUUCAAAAGGCUGAAGAACAAAUGUUGUUCGAAACAUGCGAGGAAGGUAUAUUACGGUUUGUGCGUCACUUUCUUCGUCACCGCGUCUUGGGUGGGCGCCACGCACGCCAUCAAGUACCUGUACAUGUACCACCCGACAAAAUAUCCGGUGCUUACAGGCAGCGGGUUUAAUUUUUCGUCCAUACAUCAGCAAACGCUGAUGACGUACAACGCGCCGUUCUUCACGACGUGGUUUUGCACGAACUGGACGGUGCUGUUCUUCCCGCUGUACUUUUUCUGUCAGCUGGGCAGCCCCAACUACCAGACGCCCACGGACAUCCUCGGCGAGAGCGUGCGCAACUUCCGGGACCGCGGGUUCACCGCCGCUCACUUCCUGACCAGGUGCUGCAUGUUCUGCAUGCUGUGGGUGUUCACCAACUACCUGUACAUACACGCGCUCAGCAUACUCGUGGCCACCGACGCCCUGGCCCUGUUCGCCAUCAACGUGUGCUGCGUGUACCUGCUGUCUUGGGUCAUACUCCACGAUCAGUUCGUCGGCGUCCGGAUUGUGGCUGUCAUCCUGUGCAGUACAGGGGUGGCUUUACUCGCCUAUAUGGACGCCGGUAUUACGAACAAAAAGAAGACAAUGACCGGGGUUCUAUUAGCGGCUUUAGCUGCAGCCGGGUCAGCAGUAUAUAAAGUGAUGUUCAAAAAAAUGAUCGGCGAUGCUACUUACGGUCAAGUUUCGCUAUUUUUUUCGCUCAUAGGUCUGUUGAACGCCGCGCUCCUCUGGCCAGUGUGUUUAGUUUUGUACUUCUCCGAAGUCGAAAUACUUCAUUGGGACCGUUUGCCUUGGAUGAUAUUAUUAUCGGCCAGCACACUGUCAUUGGUCGCUAACUUACUGGGAAAUCUGAGCGUUGCGUUCACUUACGACAUUUUCAUUACGUUUGGACUAAUCACCGCGGUUCCCGUAUCUGCAGCCAUUGACAUAACCAUACAUGAUGUACAGUUUUAUGGUAUGAAACUUGCUGGCAUCAUACUUAUAUCGAUCGGUUUCUUACUGGUCAUGUUUCCUAACAACUGGCCAGAAUACAUUUUCCGAUUGCUCAGGAAUAUAAUACUACUGAGUCAUAGCGCUAGGUGGAGCCGGAAGAACCGGGGAAUACCACCGAACCCCCCCAAAGUGGAAAUCGACUACCGGACCGGAUACAUCAGGUCGCAUUUGCGAUCUCCGUCGGGUCGGGUAAGGUGACCGACCACUGUGGUUAGUGCCAUUGCCGCCGUUCGAGCAUCACACCAUCCGCGGACGUCAACCGCAACGUUAUCCGUCGCUAUCGAUAAAUUAUUGGCCGGAAAACGUUGUUAUAAUAAUAAUAAUAAUAAUAAUAAUAAUUGUCAUAAAAAUUAUUCGUCGCGCGUGGACGUCGCCACAGUAUUGCGAAUGUUCCGAUUUCAUUUCUUUAGCCGUUUUACUUCGAUAUAAUGUAUACAUAAUUUGACAUAAACGAUAUUUUCUUAUAGAGACAGUGUUUGAAUAAUUAACAUCGGUUUAUACGAGUGAACCUCCACUUCGAGUCAAUAUAUAGUCAAUACACGUAUAUUAUACUAUAAUUUGAUUGUGUGAUAAUCAAAAUUUUUGGAAUCAGAUACAUUUUAUUAUUAUUCCAAUUCAAGCGCACUUUAGAAACAUAACAUUAAGACAUAUCCGUACGGCAGACUAGUAAUACCUAAUAUAUGAUAUAAUAUUACUUGUUAUUCGUUGACAUUUUUGUAAAAUACGUUCGUGUUUUGUGUAUAUUGCGUAUAAUACAUACCUACUGUAUUACGUACAAUUGUUAUUAUUAUCAUUAUUAUUAGGUACCUAUAUGUAGAUAAUGUUUGUCAACCGACAACAGAAUUGAACAAAAAUUUACAAUUUUUCUUGUUUCUUAUGUUUAAUUUAAAAAUUAAAAGUACUCGCGUAUUCGUAUUAUAUAUAGGUAUUAUUACAUAUUAUUAUCUGUAUAAAAUCACGAUAAUGUAAUUUGUAAUGUGUUUCAAAAUGUAUACUUACCUAUACCACGAUGGCGCGUAUUUAUAACAGAUUGCAAGAAACAUCUUGUGGAUUAAAAGACGAAUAUAUCCGUCCACGAGCAAUACCAUGAUA
Molecule: messenger RNA, 2815 nt
Organism: Aphis gossypii (cotton aphid)
Lineage: Eukaryota; Metazoa; Arthropoda; Insecta; Hemiptera; Aphididae
Product: putative thiamine transporter SLC35F3
Exons: 12
Coding region: 497-1921 (474 amino acids)
Source: RefSeq, a predicted model, not a curated record